AUGUUCAAAUUUUAUUGGCAGCCACUGCUAGCCUGCUGCUACUUGCGUACUGACUCAUUAUCAACUGAACGGAUGGCGGAGAUAUGGUCCGUGUUCAUCGCGAUUCUGCGCAAGAGCGUACGCAAUUUGCAGGCGUGCACCGACGUGGGGCUAAUACACCACGUGUUGCAGCGGUUGCCGCGCGCCGAGACCGUCGUGGCCGACCUCCUCAUAGAGAUGCUGGGCGUUUUGGCCAGCUACAGUGUCACAGUAAAGGAGCUCAAACAGCUCUUCAACGCCAUGAAGGCGGUCAAUGGGAAAUGGCCGCGCCAUUCUGCCAAGCUGCUAAAUGUACUCCGCCAGAUGCCACACAGAAACGGACCCGACGUGUUCUUCAGUUUUCCCGGUAGAAAGGGUUCUUCACAUAAAUAUAGGUAUACGCGCUCCCUGAUGACCAUGAUGACCAUUUUGCAAAAAGUGGUUCUGGAGGCGCCGGGUAUCGAUCCCGGUACCUCUCGCAUGCUAAGCGAGCGCUCUACCAUCUGA
Molecule: messenger RNA, 525 nt
Organism: Chilo suppressalis (striped riceborer)
Lineage: Eukaryota; Metazoa; Arthropoda; Insecta; Lepidoptera; Crambidae
Source: the annotation of a GenBank genome assembly